UAAAAAGAAACUUUUCGUACAGGCAAAUUUUGCAGUUAAAAAAGCAUUUAUUUUGCCAGCGAUUGGUUCGCAUAAAUUUCAUAUCCUUUCAAGUUGAUUGCUCCACUGUUUUAAUAUUUUCUGGUGAGAUGGUUCAUUCCAUUGCACGUAUCAAUUUGUCGAAAUCACAUACAAAUCGAACACCAGUUAUGAUUAUUUUAGUAGCGUGUAGGAUGUCUUACGAACUGCUUGCGCGAUCAGUUUAAAAAGCAAUUCAAUAACGCAAAAAUUUGCGGGAUUUCUCACAUAGUCUUCAAAGAAAGCUGAGCGGUUGCGGGCAAUUCGAACAACGAAAAUUCUCUGUAAAUUUGUGAACAAAAUGUAAAUUUUAAUAGAGGUUUCAAAUUGUCGUUUUAUAAAUAUGAUAUCAAAACACAAUAAAAAUAUGACGGUUGUAGAAGAAAACGCAAAAAAGCAAUCGUAUUUAACGAUAAAUGCCAAGAAUGAAACGCCUACAAAUUUAAGUGCCGACAUGAUAGAAUGUGUUGAAGAAUUACUGGAAAGUGAUAAGAUUAUGGCAAAUGUCAAAGAAAAAUCACUACAAGUGACCAACGAGGUACAAGUACAGCAGUUAAGUUUCGGGGUUGAUCGCUUAUUAAAUCGCAGCGAAGACACGCAAUUUAAAAUAAUUGCUGAACAAUGUGAAUCGGUUGAGAAGUUAUGUAACGAAGCAAAAAUUUCAGUUAAGUGUUGCGAUAAUGCGAAUUCCAGUUACUCAUGCUGUUCAUAUCCAAAGUAUUCGGUAGCGAGUAGGCAAGCGGAUGUCCAACAUUCACGUCAUUUAACAUACACCGUAAACUCGUGGCAAAUAACUCCUGCCCCCGCUAUACCGAAAAAUAAGAUCCAGGAUGCUUUUAUGGAUUCAAAAAAUAUUAUAAGACCUACACCGAUACGUGCUUUGGGAAACCCGAUUAAUGACAGCGUACCCGUAUCCUACUCGUGCAUAAAAUUUCAGAAUCCAAUAAUUCAUUCAAAGGCACCAGUUUCUCUUCAAACACUCUCACAUUCGCCUAGCUUUGUGCUUUCUUCUCUAGUAGCCCCCCUGUGUAGUAUGAAACCAUUGCAAUUUACAACAACCAAGCUCAGCACACAACCUUACGUUCCCACUUCAACGAGUCGCUUUCAAUCAAAAACGCCAUUUCAAUUUGACCUGCCCAUGGUGCAGCCCAACAUUACAAGUCUAAGGCCUAAUGUCAGUGAUCAUUUAGCUUACAAUAAUAAUACCAACAACAACACAAUACCGAAGAAUAAUACAACAAAUAUUAACAAUGGCAAUGCUAACAGAAACAUUGACAACGCGGCUAGCAAUGUGCGAAAUCUAAAUAAUGGCAAAAGAAAAAGAUCCUGGUCUAGAGCAGUUUUCAGUAACCUUCAAAGAAAAGGUUUGGAAAUACAAUUUCAGCAGCAAAAAUACAUUACAAAACCAGAUCGACGCAAAUUGGCGGCUCGUUUAAACCUAACGGAUGCGCAAGUCAAAGUGUGGUUUCAAAAUCGUCGGAUGAAGUGGCGGCAUACUCGUGAAAAUCUGAAAAGUGGACAAGAAAAACAACCUAUUAGUACCACUAUGCCUUCCGAUGGACAUCAAGUAUCUCAUAUGCGUAGUGAUGAUAAUGAUUUACCAGGUUAUUCGACUGAUGGAUCCUCUAGCCUAGAGAUGAGCGAAAACGAAAAUGAAAGCGAUGAAAUUGACGUUGUAGAAUAA
Molecule: messenger RNA, 1741 nt
Organism: Glossina fuscipes
Lineage: Eukaryota; Metazoa; Arthropoda; Insecta; Diptera; Glossinidae
Gene: H2.0
Product: homeobox protein H2.0
Exons: 3
Coding region: 401-1741 (446 amino acids)
Biological process (GO): regulation of DNA-templated transcription
Molecular function (GO): DNA-binding transcription factor activity, RNA polymerase II-specific; sequence-specific DNA binding
Source: RefSeq, a predicted model, not a curated record